GGUCGAGCAGGAGAGAGCCUGCUCCCGAGUCUGUAGGAAGUCUGUCUUCUUGGGAAUUGGACCCCAAGGGCACUUAGGGUCGCUUCAGCCCUAAGCCUCUGUAUUCUCUUCUGUAAAAUGGGUUCUUCGUUGGACCUGGUGCUGCUUGACAACGCAUCCUGCCCAGGCCCCAGAGGACGUGCCCCCACGACAGGUGACCAUGGCCUUGCUGGGGAAGCACUGUGACGUCCCCACCAACGGCUGCAGGCCCGACCGCCAGAACACUGCCUUCGCCCGCAAAGACGAGAUCAUCACCAGCCUCGUGUCUGCCUUAGAUUCCAUGUGCUCAGCCCUCUCCAAGUUGAACGCGGAAGUGGCCUGCGUCGCCGUGCACGAGGAGAGCGCCUUCGUGGUGGGCACCGAGAAGGGGAGAAUGUUCCUGAAUGCACGGAAGGAGUUGCAGUCAGACUUCCUCAGGUUCUGCCGAGGGCCUCCGUGGAAGGAGCCGGAAGCAGAGCACCCCAAGAAGGUGCAGCGGGGUGAGGGUGGUGGCCGGAGCAUCCCACGGUCCUCCCUGGAGCAAGGCUCGGACGUGUACCUUCUGCGGAAGAUGGUAGAGGAGGUGUUUGAUGUUCUUUAUAGCGAGGCCCUGGGACAGGCCAGCGUGGUGCCGCUGCCGUACGAGAGGCUGCUCAAGGAGCCGGGGCUGCUGGCCGUGCAGGGGCUGCCCGAGGGCCUGGCCUUCCGGAGGCCGGCUGACUACGACCCCAAGGCCCUCAUGGCCAUCCUGGAGCACAGCCACCGCAUCCGCUUCAAGCUCAAGAGGCCGCUCGAGGAUGGCGGGCGGGAUUCGAAGGCCUUGCUUGAGCUGAACGGUGUCUCUCUGACAGCCAAGGGGUCGCGGGCCUGUAGCCUGCACGGCCAGGCCCCCAAGGUACCUCCCCAGGACCUGCCGCCCACCGCCACCUCCUCCGCCGUGGCCAGCUUCCUGUAUAGCACCGCACUCCCCAACCACACCGUCAGAGAGCUCAAGCAGGAGACGCCCACCGGACCUCUCACCCCCAGCGACCUGGGCCUGGGCCGCUCCGCACCCGAGCCCAAGGCCUCCGGUGUCCAGGACUUCCCCGACUGCUGUGGACAGAAGCCCCCGGGCACUGGGGGGCCUCUCAUUCAGAACGUCCACGCCUCCAAGCGCAUCCUCUUCUCCAUCGUCCAUGACAAGUCAGAGAAGUGGGACGCCUUCAUAAAGGAGACCGAGGACAUCAACACGCUCCGGGAGUGCGUGCAGAUCCUGUUCAACAGCAGAUAUGCGGAAGCCCUGGGCCUGGACCACAUGGUCCCCGUCCCCUACAGGAAGAUCGCCUGCGACCCGGAGGCCGUGGAGAUAGUGGGCAUCCCAGACAAGAUACCCUUCAAGCGCCCCUGCACUUACGGGGUUCCCAAGCUGAAGCGGAUCUUGGAGGAGCGGCACAGCAUCCACUUUAUCAUUAAGAGGAUGUUUGAUGAGCGAAUUUUCACAGGGAGCAAGUUUACCAAAGACCCCACGAAGCUGGAGCCAGCCAGCCCGCCGGAGGACGCGUCUGCCGAGGUCUCUCGUGCCACCGCCCUGGAGCUGGCCAGGACUGCUCGGUCAGAGAAGGGUGGCAUCUCUGAGGACUGCGGGCCAGGAACCUCCGGGGACCUGGGUGGGCUGCGGCCAAUCAAAAUUGAGCCGGAGGACUUGGACAUCAUCCAGGUGACCAUCCCAGUUUUGUCUCCAGACCCUUCACCAACCUCUGAGGAAAUGAUGGACUCGAUGCCUGGGCAUCUGCCCUCGGAGGAUUCCGGUUAUGGGAUGGAGAUGCUGACUGACAAAGGCCCUGGCGAGGACCUGCGGCCUGAGGAGAGGCCCGUGGAGGACAGCCACAGUGACGCAAUCCGACCCCUGCGGAAGCAGGUGGAGCUGCUCUUUAACACGCGAUAUGCCAAGGCCAUUGGCAUCUCGGAGCCCGUCAAGGUCCCUUACUCCAAGUUCCUGAUGUACCCGGAGGAGCUGUUUGUGGUGGGGCUGCCUGAAGGCAUCUCCCUCCGCAGGCCCAACUGCUUCGGGAUUGCCAAGCUCCGGAAGAUCCUGGAGGCCAGUGACAGCAUCCAGUUUGUCAUCAAGAGGCCCGAGCUGCUCACCGAGGGAGCCAAAGAGUCCGUCUCGGAAAGUCAAGAGAGGGAUUCUGGGGACCCACUCGCGGACGAGAGCCUGAAGAGACAGGGCUUUCAAGAAAAUUACGAUGCCCGAUUGUCACGGAUUGACAUCGCCAACACGCUGAGGGAGCAGGUCCAGGAUCUGUUCAAUAAGAAAUACGGGGAGGCCUUGGGCAUCAAGUACCCCGUCCAGGUCCCCUACAAGCGGAUCAAGAGUAACCCCGGCUCCGUCAUCAUCGAGGGGCUGCCCCCAGGAAUCCCGUUCCGAAAACCCUGUACCUUCGGCUCCCAGAACCUGGAGAGGAUCCUUGCAGUGGCCGACAGGAUCAAGUUCACGGUCACCAGGCCUUUCCAAGGACUCAUCCCAAAGCCCGAGCCUGUGUAUGGAGAGAUGGGAGCCCUGCAGCCUCGGCCCCUGCCCCGUCCCCACCCCAGGAGAUGCUGCCGCCGGCCUGGCGGGAAGGCCAGGGAGACCACACCGAGGGUGCUGGGAACCGAUGAAGAUGAUGCCAACAGACUAGGGGAGAAGGUGAUCCUCCGGGAGCAGGUGAAGGAGCUCUUCAAUGAGAAAUACGGUGAGGCUCUGGGCCUGAACCGGCCUGUGCUGGUCCCUUACAAACUAAUCCGGGACAGCCCAGAUGCUGUCGAGGUCACGGGCCUGCCCGACGACAUCCCUUUCCGGAACCCCAACACGUACGACAUCCACCGGCUGGAGAAGAUCCUGAAGGCCCGGGAGCACGUCCGCAUGGUCGUCAUCAACCAGCUUCAACCUUUUGCGGAAAUCUGCAAUGACGCCAAGGUGCCAGCCAAAGACAGCAGCAUUCCCAAGCGCAAGAGAAAGCGGGUCUCAGAAGGAAACUCCGUGUCCUCUUCCUCCUCGUCUUCCUCAUCCUCGUCCUCAAACCCCGAGUCCGUGGCAUCGGCCAACCAGAUCUCCCUCGUGCAAUGGCCGAUGUACAUGGUGGACUACGCCGGCCUGAACGUGCAGCUCCCGGGGCCACUCAACUACUAGACCUCCACGCUGAACCAGGACCUCACUCAGAAAGACUAAAGGAAAUGUAAUUUAUGUACAAAGUGUAUAUUCGAAUAUGUAUCAAUGCCUUUUAGUUUUUCCAAUGAUUUUUACACUAUAUUCCAGCCACCAAGGCCUUUUUA
Molecule: messenger RNA, 3312 nt
Organism: Choloepus didactylus (southern two-toed sloth)
Lineage: Eukaryota; Metazoa; Chordata; Mammalia; Pilosa; Megalonychidae
Gene: GTF2IRD1
Product: GTF2I repeat domain containing 1
Exons: 28
Coding region: 200-3169 (989 amino acids)
Biological process (GO): transcription by RNA polymerase II
Cellular component (GO): nucleus
Molecular function (GO): DNA-binding transcription factor activity
Source: RefSeq, a predicted model, not a curated record